AUGUCAGUACUCUUCCCGGAUAAUCCGGGGACGAGUUUGGGAGAAGCUCGAUUCUCGAAUUUUACUCAAGAGAUCCCUGUGCAGUCCCCAUACUGGAUCGCGGAUAUUUUCCCGAACAACUCAUUCAUUGAUAGCGAAGCGCAUACGGCUAUUAAAGGAUUCUGCCGAGAUGUGUUACUCUACCAGUUACCUAUAGUUGGGUUUCGAUAUUGGGAUUUGGCAAUACUGUUACCUAAUCUGUUUUUCUUGUUAUUUUUGCUGUUAAAUGGAAGGCAUGUUCUGAAGAAGAUCAGCGGUUCAAAAAGUCCGGUGUUCAAAGCGUUUUUCGUAUUGGUUUAUCUAACUACCAUAAUGAACGUGAUACGAUGCAUAGUAUCAAUGUCUAUAAGUGCUACAAAUCCGGUUGGGGAACUCGUUGAUAAGAUUCUUUGGAUCUCCCUCAAGUUCUUCUACAUGACUUCUGAAUUGAGCGUGCUAACUUUCGCUUUGCUAUUUGGCCAUCUUGAUAGCUCAACUAGUAUCAGAAGGGCCCUCGUCGCAACUUUAUUAAUCAGCCUUGCUCAUACUGGUAUCCAGUCUGUGUUGGAAUUAAAACUUAUUGAUCAGUCAAUCGCCGACGGUUUCUUCGACCUUCAUUCAGAAGGGGGAUUACUGUUCUGGUUGCUUACUUCUGCCGCUUUUGCUUUGGUAUACCUUUUCGUCCUUUGCUUGCCAAUCACAUGCGUCAGAAGAUAUGUGACUCUACCAAGCAAAUGCUCUUUUUACCUAUACUGCAUGAUGCUGUCAUUCUUGAAUAUCCUUCAAGCGCUCGGAGCCCUUUUGCUAUUCCUUCUUUCCUCCGACGGAAUGUGGUACGGUGUUCUGUUCAAUAUUUUCUCCAACUAUGCUUUUGGAUUCACGCACCCAAGUUCAAGUACUGGCAACAGUCUGUUUUCCUACAGAAAACAGCGUGAUGAGCAUGGCUCUGGAGAUCUGCCUGAUUCAUAUUUCCCCCGCUUUUCUGGCCUUACUUCGCCGUCCUACGACGACCUCUUCGAUUGUUCUCCACGUUUCGGCGCCGUCACAUAUUCGGGCGCCCCAUUAAUGCUUUCCACAGCCGAAACAGCUGAAUCAACUGUAACGACGAGAACGGGCUCUGAUGAAUGGGAAGCAAGAUAUUCUGGAUUAUGGGAGCCUAACGUCGAGACGCGACAUCUGAAAGGUCUUGGCGCCAAUGGAAGCCUCGUGUUCGACGACGACGUAUACCCUCGGUGGCACCGCUAG
This is a messenger RNA of Haemonchus placei, 1263 nucleotides long. Lineage: Eukaryota; Metazoa; Nematoda; Chromadorea; Rhabditida; Trichostrongylidae. The record is from the annotation of a GenBank genome assembly.